UUGUAGUAAAAAGUUGUCUGCUACAAAAUUUAUUGAAAAAUAAAUAAAUAAGGAUACACAUUGAAAUAAACAGGAUUUGUAAGUAAAAUGUCUGAAAACACAUAUGGUUUCAAUAUUGUUUGGGAUGAUUUAAGUGAAGAACAAGUUAAACCAGUUGAAAUGACUUAUGAACAGUUUAAAAACGAAUUUGGUUUUGAUGCAGCUGAAAUUGUUGAUGAGUUUACACCUUGUGCAGAUCCCAUGCUCAAUAACUUAGCAGGUGGCCAACCUUUAAUUAAUGAUCAAAGUUUUGAAACAAAUGAAACUCCAAAUUCCAGUCUUGAAAGUCCCUUGGUUCAAAAUGAAUUUAAAGACAUAAAUGUUUCUGAUGUUCAACAAUUCAUCAAAAAUGAAGAAAAUAAAAACACGGCCAAAAAAACUUUGAACGACACCAACAAGUUCAAACGUUUCCUUGCAUCGCGUGGCGAAUACAGAGAAAUGCACCAUAUUGAAGUUGAUGUUCUUGACGACUACAUUUCCACCUUCAUAUUAUCACUUCAAAAAUCCAAUUGCACCGAGUAUGAGCCCACUAGUAUUCGAGGCAUCCUUGGCAGUCUUGACAGAAAACUGAAGAGGCAUCGUUUUCCAUACUCGAUAAUGGCUGGCAGUGGGCCCCAAUUUUCUCUGACUAGACAGACCUAUAAUGCCAAGAAAAAAAGCUUAAAGAAACAGGGUAAAGGGAACAGGCCAUGUGAAGCAGCACCACUAACCGAUGGAGAGCUUGAAGUCAUGUGGCAGAAAGGUGUCCUUGGAUCUCACAGCCCAACAGCGCUGGUGAACACUCUUUGGCUCAACAACUGUCUGCACUUUGGCCUAAGAGGCACUAAAGAGCAGUACAAUCUGAGAUGGGGUGACAUUACAUUGAAAGCUGCUGUUGAUGGAACAGAAUAUUUGGACUAUAACGAACGGCAGACAAAAACCAGAACGGGUGAAAAUGUGGCAGAUGUGCGAAGAGUGACACCUAAGAUGUUUUCAACUGGAAAAAAUGAUUUGAGAAACCCUGUUGAAAUUUAUAAACUGUAUUCGCAGAAGCGGCCCACUGGUUUUUCGGGACCCGAAGACCCUUUCUUUUUGGCACCGAAUACAGUUUUUGGAAAAGAUGCUUCCGGGACUAGUGGUGAGGGAGAGGUUACUUGGUUUAUCAGACAAAGGGUUGGGAUGAACAAAAUGGGAAAAAUGUUGAAAACAAUGGCAAAUGAUGCUGGAUUACAAGGGAACAAACGAUUAACAAACCACUCUACCCGGAAACAUCUUGUUCAAAAACUGAGGGAGCACAAUGUCCCACCAACGGAUAUUAUGAGGAAACCUUGGCUCACUGGACUGGACUUCGUGUCGGACGGGAGACUGUUAGCCGUGGAGAGGAAACCUUGGCUCACUGGAGUGGACUUCGUGUCGGACGGGAGAGGAAACCUUGGCUCACUGGACUGGACUUCGUGUCGGACGGGAGAGGAAACCUUGGCUCACUGGACUGGACUUCGUGUUGGACGGGAGACUGUUAGCCGUGGAGAGGGAACCUUGGCUCACUGGACUGGACUUCGUGUCGGACGGGAGACUGUUAUCCGUGGAGAGGAAACCUUGGCUCACUGGACUGGACUUCGUGUCGGACGGGAGACUGUUAGCCGUGGAGAGGAAACCUUGGCUCACUGGACUGGACUUCGUGUCGGACGGGAGAGGAAACCGUGGCUCACUGGACUGGACUUCGUGUCGGACGGGAGAGGAAACCUUGGCUCACUGGACUGGACUUCGUGUCGGACGGGAGACUGUUAG
Molecule: messenger RNA, 1806 nt
Organism: Dreissena polymorpha
Lineage: Eukaryota; Metazoa; Mollusca; Bivalvia; Myida; Dreissenidae
Exons: 4
Coding region: 88-1806 (572 amino acids)
Biological process (GO): DNA recombination; DNA integration
Molecular function (GO): DNA binding
Source: RefSeq, a predicted model, not a curated record